AUCAUCUAUAAUGCAUAUUAAAGCAUAACUUUGAAAAAAAAAACGUUGAGAAUUUUCUAAUGAAAUUAAUAAUCGUUUAAUUUUCUGGAUUCAAUGGAACAAUAAAAUUACUAAUUGAAAUAUAAUUGAACGAAAAAAUUACAAAUCUUGUUACUUCUUAUAACAAUGAAACUGAAAGAUUUCGUCGAUUUCGUCCUUUGAUAUCUUUUUUUUUUUCUUUUGUGAAUUCGUAAGAAAAAGAUAAUGGUUCGAAAUAAAUAUACUUUAUGCUGUAUGUAAGUGAUCGUGGAUAUUGACGCGUGUUACAAAGUAUCGUAUCGAAAUCAAUAAAUAACUUACUCAUGGAAAAUUUGAAAGGAUAGGAACGUACGCAAGGCAUACAGAUGAGAAAGUAAAACUACAACGUCAAGUAAUUUGAUAGAGAAUAAACCGAACUCGUAUACGAAACAAACUUGCUUAUCUAAUGAACGUCAAAUUAGCAGAAAGACGGUACUUUAGCAAGGAGGAGUAAAGACGACGGUAGAGAACUGGGAAACAGAAGGGGGAUAAAAUAGGCCACGCGGACCCUAAUUUAAGCAGUCAGAGAAUCACUUAAAGCUGAUGGAGAUCUUGGUCGUAUAAAAGCCGAAAUGCGUACAGAAGUUAUAAAAUUGUUAGACAAUUCAAACAAAGAAAAUAAAACAAAGCUUCCAAAACCACCUUUAGACAUUGUAUUUUUAAACGAACUUAUUCGAGAAUAUUUAGAUUGGAUGGGAUAUAAGUACAGCUCAACUGUAUUUAUUUCAGAAUGUGAUUUGUCAAAGCAACCACUUGAUAGAUUUUUGCUUUUGCAAAGUUUGGGACUGAAGGAAAGUGAGAAUAGUACAAAAUUGCCAUUGCUGUGUAGUAUUAUAGAAACAUUUAAAAAUUUUAAAAAUACAUAAAUACAUAAAAUUAUGUAUAGAUUAUUAUCAACAAAAAUUUGAAAAACCUAAAAUAUUCACGAUAAAUAUUAUGAAUAAACAAAAAAUAUAUAAAUUAUCAAACUCCCUAUUUUUUAAUUAAUUUAAGGUUUUUGUAAUUUAUUUAAAUUUUCUUUAUAUAAUAAUAUUAUAAAGCAUAUAAUUUUAUAUAGCAAAUGAUUUCUGUAAACUGUAAAACAAAAACAACACUAAAUUAAAAGAAUUUCGUCUUUUUAUUUCAUGACGUCUUUUACAUAUUGACAUUACAUUACGAAAGUACAAUAUAAUGUUGCAAUAUUGGAGAUCUUAAAUAUAAUGCUGUUGUUCUCUAAAAGUAUAGUAUUAGAUUUCUUAAAGAUAUUAUCUACUGAAUGCUAUAAUGUACAUGAGUUAUUGUAAUAAAUUUACUUACAGCAUUUUAGAGGUGGAAUUGGAACAUGGACAAUCAUGUAAAGGCCUUAAUAAUGUCUCGAAAUUAAAUACAAGUUAAAUAUCAUAUUUUGUUACUUGUUCCAUGUUUCAUUAAAGUUUUCAAUCCCAAAAAAAAAAAAAAAUA
Heterotrigona itama is the source of this 1497-nucleotide messenger RNA. The record is from the annotation of a GenBank genome assembly. NCBI's taxonomy places the organism in Eukaryota, Metazoa, Arthropoda, Insecta, Hymenoptera, Apidae.